AAACAUUCCUGGAGUUGCGCCCCCUUGCCCGCUUGGCGGCGCUGCGGUAGUUACGGUCCAACAUUCAUCGUUGUAUCCGCGGGAACAUAUAAACUUCAGUCGACAUUGACCCACUUGCUUUUCUGUAAACAGCCGGUAGUACUUGAAGGCCUAUUUCUAUCAUGAAUUACGGAAGCUGGAAGUUGCCCGAACUGAAGACUGAGCUCAAAGCACGAGGUGCUCGAGUGUCAGGAAGAAAAAUCGAUCUGAUAGAACGACUCGAGAGCUAUGACCGAAACUGCAAUUUUGGGAGAGAGCCAGAACUUGAAGCUGAGUUUGAAAUGACACUGCCCCUAGUUGAAACUUAUAGGGAUGUAAAUGGUGACAGUCAUCUUCCUUUUUUAGCAUAUGAAGCUAUAAAUUAUUACUUACAGCCUUUUCAGAAGAAACUUGGUUCAAGUUCCAAGAAUCUGUACACUAGUAGGUUUUUGAAAUUUUUUCGUUAUUCAAAACCUAAUAACAUGUGUUUCCUGAAGUCUGAGUGCUGUGCUGAAAUGAAGAAGCAUGUGACUUACAAAGUCGAUAUUGCAAUUGAUGACGAUGGUUCUGUUGUGGAGGGGCAGUGUGAGUGUGCUGCAGGCCAGGGUCCAUCAGGACAUUGCAAACAUAUUUGUGCAGUGUUAUAUGCUAUGCACAAGUUUUCAACAACUGGCGAUGUUUUAACUGAAGAAACAUGUACUCAAAGAUUACAAACAUUUCAUAAAAGUAAACCCUAUAAAGGCAGUCCCAUAAAGGCGACUGACCUUGAUUUAUGCAACAGUGAAUUGAAUGUUAUAUUUGACCCACGACCAGUUCAGUAUCGCCAAGUGCCAAAUUACCCUGACUUUUUCCGCAAUGUUUGGUUGAACCACCCUAGUGUCAAUACAUUUCCAGUUGCUCAAAUGUUUCCUCCAGCAAAUCCAUUUGCUGUUAAUCAUGAUCAUGAUUAUCUUAAGUUAUCUUUAGCUGACCAAUACCUGAAAUCCCAGAAUAUAUCAGAAAUAUCAGAUAUGGACAAAACCAACCUUGAAAUAAUAACCCGUAAACAGUCAAAGAGCGAGGAAUGGAAAACUGAACACACACAGAGAAUUUCUUCUUCCAAUUUUGGGAAAAUUUGUUUGGCAACAGACAAAACUGAUUUUCAUAAACUUGCUAGAUCAAUGACUAAGCCUUUCGAGGACAUUCAAAGUCCACCACUUAGACAUGGCAGAAAAUAUGAAAAGGUGGCAAUAAAAGCUUUUGAAAAGUCAAGUGGUUUCAAAACCUCACCAUGUGGCAUGUUUGUGUCAGAUGUUCAUCCAUUUCUCGCAGCUUCACCUGAUUCACUUCUCAGUGAUGAUACUACCAUUGAAGUGAAAUGUCCAUUUGCAUCUAAAGACCGUCUAAUCUCUGAGAUAACUGUUCCCUAUUUGAAGGUAUCUGAGGGAAAACUUACCCUUGACAAAAGCAAGCCAUAUUUCUUUCAAGUGCAAGGGCAGCUCUACUGUACUGGUAGAAAACAGUGCAUUUUUAUUGUAUACACGAUGAAGGAUUUGAAAUAUUUUACUGUAUCCCGAGAUGACCAUUUCAUUGAAUCUAUGGUUGAAAAACUUGUGGCAUUUUAUGACACCUUUUUCAAAAAGGCACUACUUGACAAAUUCUAUUUCAGAGAUUACGACAGGUAUUCCUGGUAAAUUUCAGUUACUGCUGAUACUCAUGUGUCAAUGGUCAUCAGCCCUAUAAACAAGAAAGACAGAAUUGUAGUCUCAAUGUUUAAUGCUGAACAUAUUAUAUUCUGCAUAUAUGGACAUUCACAAACAAAAAGUUAUGAAAAAACUUGCGGGGCUCCAUUUAAGGAUGAUAUUUCACCAGAUGCAUGUUGACGUGAAAAGAGUUGCAUCAGACAAAACCAGGUUGAACUCUGGUCCCAUACAUUGAUGUAUUCACUUGUGUAAAUAAAUACAAUCUCAGAUGUUUAUUAAGACAUAUAGUACUUACUGUUACAGUACUAUGUGACAAUGGCAUCCAUCUCUUAAUCACUCCAGUAUUUAUAAGUUGGAUAAUCUAAAUAUCACAACGUACACACUGGUCCCAUACAUGGAUGCAUUCACUAGUCUAAAUAAAUACAAUCUCAGAUGUCAGUUCAUACUUACUGUUACAUAGAGAAUCUCACCCGAUGUAAUUUCAUUGCAGCGAUAUCUACAGUGUAGAUAUCGCUUGAUCUCAUCCAAGCGAUAUCGCCUGUGGGAGCCAGUUUUGGAUGAUAAAGUACUAUAUGACCAGGCACCUCAUUAUCAACUACUUGAAAGAAAAAAUGGUCUGUAAAAAAAAAUAAUCUAAAUAUGUAUGUGAAUCAUUAAUUGCCUGUUUUUAAAUUUGAUGUGAUGCUAUAAUCAACUGA
Molecule: messenger RNA, 2398 nt
Organism: Haliotis rufescens (red abalone)
Lineage: Eukaryota; Metazoa; Mollusca; Gastropoda; Lepetellida; Haliotidae
Exons: 2
Coding region: 162-1691 (509 amino acids)
Molecular function (GO): zinc ion binding
Source: RefSeq, a predicted model, not a curated record